AUGUGGGCUAUUCAGCAAGCUACUUGUCUUCUGGUGCAUUGGGAUUUCUAUGGAUGCAGCUGUCAUUGGGUCAAAGAGCAACGUCGACAGCAUCCUUCAGUGUCAGCUUGCCUUAUUACAUCGUUCGAUGAUUUUCAUUACUGUACCACCUAUUGGACAUUUCCUUUUAUAAGCAUCUGCAGCGGCAAGGCAACAAGUUCUCGCCAAGUUUUAUCUCGUGUUAUUGUGGUCCUAGUUGUUGACAACCCUUUCACUGGAUAUCCUGCUACGCAUGCCUGUUAUCGGUGGAUCAUAUCAGCUACAAGCAAGAAGCAGCAAUGA
Lichtheimia ornata is the source of this 321-nucleotide messenger RNA. RefSeq lists its product as uncharacterized. The transcript is spliced from 2 exons. Lineage: Eukaryota; Fungi; Mucoromycota; Mucoromycetes; Mucorales; Lichtheimiaceae. The coding region runs from base 1 to 321 and encodes 106 amino acids. The record is from RefSeq and is a predicted model, not a curated record.